UUAUCACCGACCGCACCUUUCCUCUUCUCCAAGAACAUAACCCCCAUCUCAAUCCUUUCUUUACCUCAUCCAUGACAUCAUCUCUUUUUCUUUGACACUGCUCAAUAUUAUAUCUUCACUUUAUAUUAUACGUCGUACGUAUCAUUUAUCUACAUAUAUACAUAGAACACUUGUUUAGUAAGUAAAUACCAUAAUCGAUCUUUCUCCAAAUAAAUUGAUAAACACAAAAAAGAAAUGGAGCUAGUAUUUGUUCCAACGCCGGGAAUGGGCCACCUUCUCUCCGCCGUAGAAGUAUCAAAACUCAUCAUCCAACGCGACCGUCGCAUUUCUAUACUCAUCCUCAUUAUCAAAGUCCCCAUGACUUCCUCCAUACUCGACUCAUUCGUCGAGUCUCAGUCACGUGACAACCCUUACCCGACCCGACUCACCUUCAUCACCCUCCCGCCUCUCUCCAACUGUCCUGACCCUUCUUCGUUUUCCUUCUUCCAGACCCUCAUUACUCUUCAGAAGCCUCUUGUUAAGCAAGCUGUUACGGAUCGAAUCAGCAAAGUCGGGUCGCCCGCUCUUGCCGGGUUUAUCCUCGACAUGUUUUGCACUAACAUAAUGGAGGUUGCUGAUGAGUUCAUGGUCCCCUCCUAUAUCUUCUUUACUUCCGGAGCUAGUCUCUUGAAUUUCAUUUUCCUUUUUCAAAAGUUGGAAGACGAUGAAGGAGUUGACACUGUGACCAAGUUCAACGACCCGGAAAUCGAGUUUGAUGUACCCGGGUUCGUGAACCAGGUCAAUGGGAAGGUUGUACCCGUGGUGUUUCUUGAGAAGGAAGGUGGGUCCUCCAUGAUAAUCGACCAUGCGAGGAGGUUUAAGAAAUCGAAUGGGAUAAUAGUUAAUACAUUCACGGAGCUGGAAUCGGUUGGUGUAGAAGCUCUGUUCGAUCAAGUGAGUAAGAAUAUCAUACCUGCUGUUUAUCCCGUGGGUCCCAUCUUGGAGCUAGAGAGUAAGACCCGAGGUGGGUCCCAAGAUGAAAGUCAAGACAAGAUAUUGCAAUGGCUAGAUGAUCAGCCUUCUUCCUCCGUGGUGUUCCUCUGUUUUGGGAGCAUGGGAUGUUUUGAUGCAGACCAGGUGAAAGAGAUAGCUAACGGUCUGGAGAAAUCUGGACAUCGAUUCUUAUGGUCCUUAAGAAAGCCACCUCCUGAAGGUAAAGUCGGUAUGCCAACCGAGCACGAAACUUUCGUGGAUGUUUUACCCGACGGGUUUCUCGAACGCACGGCGGAGAGAGGGAAAAUGAUUGGUUGGGCACCGCAAGUGUCAAUCCUUAGCCACCAGGCCGUCGGUGGGUUUGUGUCGCAUUGUGGGUGGAACUCGACUUUGGAGAGUAUAUGGUUUGGGGUUCCGAUGGCGACAUGGCCGUUGUACGCGGAGCAACAACUGAAUGCGUUCGAGCUGGUGAAGGAGCUGGGAUUAGCGGUGGAGAUUAGGAUGGACUAUCGGCGAGAUUGGAAAACAAAAAAGGCAAAUUUUACAGUAACGGCGGAGGAGAUUGAGAAUGGGGUGAAGAAGUUGAUGAGUUUGGAUGAAGAGACGAAGAAGAAAGUAAGGGAGAUGAGUGAGAAAGGUAAGAAAGCAUUAGAAGAGGGUGGAUCUUCUCACAUGUGGUUGGGUCGUUUUAUUGAAGAUGUGUUUACUAAUGUUGCUUCAAAUUGAUCCACAAUAUUGCAUUUUGGCUUUACUACCUUUACCAUUUUUGUUCUCAUACAGUUAUGUAUCCUAAUUAUUUUUGUUGUUUUUAUAUGUUUUUUUUAGAAGAAAAAACAAUAAGUAAUUUCUCCGUUUCGGAAUACUCGCAACGGUUUGA
Molecule: messenger RNA, 1849 nt
Organism: Spinacia oleracea (spinach)
Lineage: Eukaryota; Viridiplantae; Streptophyta; Magnoliopsida; Caryophyllales; Amaranthaceae
Product: anthocyanidin 3-O-glucosyltransferase 2-like
Exons: 1
Coding region: 235-1698 (487 amino acids)
Molecular function (GO): UDP-glucosyltransferase activity
Source: RefSeq, a predicted model, not a curated record